AUGGCUCCCGAACUACUCAAGAAACCGCCUCAGGCACCGCCUUCCUUCGUUGCAACACCCACGUCGAUUAUCGAGGAUACCAAACGCCUAAUCGCGCGCUCCCGCAAGGUUCAAGACGAGGUUGCCAAUGGCGUGAAACCGGAAGAUGCUACAUUCAGCAAUGUUCUACUCCCACUUGCGCAUGACGAGAAUGCGAUGACGCUAGAGGCACAUAUCAUUGGAUUCUAUCAGGCUGUGUCGACCGAUCAGAAGCUGCGGGAUGCGUCGAGUGAGGCGGAGAAGUUGUUGGAUGACUUUGGUAUUGAGACUGCUAUGCGAGAGGAUUUGUUCAAAUUGGUGGACGCCGCUCUCAAGAAGAAUGAGGAGCUGGACCCCGAGUCGAGACGGUUGCUGGAGAAGGAGCACAAGGAUUAUAUUCGGAAUGGAUUGGGAUUGCCAGCUGGUCCGAAGAGAGAUCGGUUCAAGGAGAUUAAGAAGAGACUCAGUCAGCUGAGUAUCCAGUUUCAGAAGACGCUCAAUGAAGAGAAUGGCGGAAUCUGGUUUACGCCAGCAGAGCUGGAUGGUGUCCCGGAGGAUGUGCUGUCAGGACUUGAGAAGGGUACGGGUGAGAAUGAGGGGAAACUGAAAUUGUCGUUCAAGUAUCCGGAUCUCUUCCCAACGCUCAAGUAUGCAAAGAAUGCAGAAACUCGGAAACGUGUGUCGAUUGGGAAUGAGAAUAAGUGCAACUCGAAUGUGCCCCUGUUCAAGGAGGCGAUGGUCCUGCGUGAUGAGGCGGCGAGAUUGUUGGGGUACCCGAAUCAUGCUGCGUUCCGAAUUGAGGAUAAGAUGGCCAAAACACCGCAGACUGUGGAUACCUUCCUAGGAGAUUUACGGUCUAGAUUGACCGCUGGUGGAUUGAAGGAGAUUGAAAAGCUGAAAGAACUCAAAAAGGCAGACGUUGAAUCUCGUGGAGAAAAGUUUGAUGGACAUUAUUUCCUCUGGGACCAUCGAUUCUAUGACCGCUUGAUGCUCGAGAAGGAGUAUCAGUUGGAUCAUCAGAAGAUUUCGGAAUUCUUCCCUUUGCAGACCACCGUCCGUGGUAUGCUGGAGAUUUUCGAGGAGCUGUUUGGUUUGGUGUUUGUUGAAGUUAAGGGUGAUGACCGGGCUAGCAUUUCUCCUACUGGAAAAGGCGAGGAUAUUGUCUGGCAUGAGGAUGUGCAGUUGUUUAGUGUGUGGGAUGAUGAGGCCCAGGGCAGUGGAUUCGUGGGCUAUUUGUAUCUUGAUUUGCAUCCUCGUGAGGGAAAGUAUGGCCAUGCUGCCAACUUUAACCUGCAGCCAGGCUUCAUCGAAUCCAACGGCAACAAACGCUAUCCCGCCACAGCUCUUGUGUGCAACUUUUCCAAACCCACAGAAAAGAAGCCCAGUCUCCUGAAACACGAUGAAGUCGUCACCCUCUUCCACGAACUUGGACACGGCAUUCACGAUUUGGUGGCCAAGACAAUCUACUCUCGCUUCCAUGGCACCAACACCGUCCGUGACUUUGUCGAAGCACCCAGCCAAAUGCUCGAAAACUGGUGCUGGACGCCGUCUCAACUCAAGUCGUUGAGUCGACACUACUCUACUCUAUCAGAGGAUUACCGCAAAGCUUGGGAAGAAUCGUCCUCUACGCCCGGCACGCCGGCACCGGAACGCAUCCCAGACGACGUGAUUGAGUCUCUCAUCCGAACCAAACACGUCAACGACGCAUUGUUCAACCUGCGUCAACUCCACUUCGGCAUCUUCGACAUGACCAUGCACGAACCCUCCUCCCACGACGAAAUCGUAUCCCUGAAUCCAACAGUGACAUACAACACCCUCCGCAAAGAAAUCUCCCAAAUCGAAGGCCCCGAGGUGUUAGGGCAGGGCGAUGAAUGGGGUAACGGCCAAGCUACUUUCGGCCAUUUGAUGGGCGGCUACGACGCUGGUUAUUACGGCUACUUGAGUUCCCAGGUUUAUUCCACGGAUAUGUUUUAUACAAUUUUCAAGGAGAAUCCAAUGGACCCGGAGCAGGGCAGGAGGUAUAGAAGGACCGUGUUAGAGAAGGGUGGCAGUCAGGACGAGAUGAAGUCGUUGACGGAGUUUUUGGGUAGAGAGCCGAAGACGGAGGCUUUCUACAAAGAUUUGGGGUUGUCUUAG
Talaromyces marneffei is the source of this 2154-nucleotide messenger RNA. RefSeq lists its product as uncharacterized. NCBI's taxonomy places the organism in Eukaryota, Fungi, Ascomycota, Eurotiomycetes, Eurotiales, Trichocomaceae. Gene Ontology annotation, biological process: proteolysis; peptide metabolic process. The record is from RefSeq and is a predicted model, not a curated record. The transcript has 2 exons. Gene Ontology annotation, cellular component: mitochondrial intermembrane space. Gene Ontology annotation, molecular function: metalloendopeptidase activity. The coding region runs from base 1 to 2154 and encodes 717 amino acids.